CCAGAAUUCAAACUUCCAAGCUGUUCUACAUCUCUGCAACUGCAUCUGAUCAAAAUGGAGAAAGAUUCAGACCAAUUGGCAGAGACUACCUGCAACAUGGAACAACAGACAAAUCAACAAGAAAGAGACCCAGAGAGCAAUUCUCUCCAUCGACCCCUCCUCAAGAGAAAUCUAACCCUUUCUUCAAGUCCACUAGCGCUCGUUGGCACCAAAGUUUCCUACAUCGAAAGCUUGGAUUACGAAAUCAAUGAGAAUGAUCUCUUCAAGCAUGACUGGAGAAGCAGAUCACAAACACAGGUGUUGCAGUAUAUAUUCCUGAAAUGGCUAUUAGCCUUCCUGGUUGGGCUUUUAACGGGUGUUGUAGCCACUCUCAUCAAUCUUGCAGUUGAGAACAUUGCAGGAUACAAACUACUGGCUGUAGUCCACUACAUAGAGAAAAAGAGGUACAUGAUGGGGUUCUUCUUCAUGACCGGUGUCAAUUUCAUGUUGACACUGGGUGCAACUCUUCUUGUUGUGUUUUUAGCACCUACUGCAGCUGGGCCUGGCAUUCCUGAAAUUAAAGCUUACCUGAAUGGGGUAGACACGCCCAACAUGUAUGGAGCCAUGCCGAUGUUUGUUAAGAUAAUUGGAAGCAUAGGAGCUGUAGCAGCAGGCCUGGACCUAGGGAAAGAAGGGCCUUUGGUUCACAUUGGCGCCUGCAUUGCUUCAUUACUAGGUCAAGGUGGACCCGACAAUUACCGGAUCAGAUGGCGCUGCAUCCGUUACUUCAACAAUGAUCGUGAUCGACGAGAUAUCAUCACUUGUGGAGCCUCCUCAGGGGUAUGUGCUGCUUUUCGGUCUCCUGUGGGAGGUGUCUUGUUUGCACUUGAGGAGGUUGCAACAUGGUGGAGAAGUGCUCUUCUCUGGAGAACUUUUUUCAGCACAGCAGUUGUGGUGGUUGUGCUUAGAGCUUUCAUGGAGUACUGCAAAGCCGGAGACUGCGGACUCUUUGGACAAGGUGGGCUAAUCAUGUUUGACGUCAGUGGCGUUUCAGUGAGGUACCAUGUUGUUGAUCUCAUCCCUGUCACCGUAAUUGGAAUCAUCGGAGGAGUUUUAGGAAGCCUUUACAACCACCUCCUUCACAAGGUCCUUCGUCUCUACAAUCUCAUUAAUGACAAAGGGAAAUUCGCCAAAAUUAUGCUCAGUCUCGCUGUCUCACUCUUCACCUCUGCAUGCUUAUAUGGACUCCCAUUCCUCGCCAGCUGCACUCCGUGCGAUCCAUCUCUUGUAGAUUCCGAGUGUCCAUCUACAGGAAGGAUGGGGAACUUCAAACAGUUUAACUGCCCGAAAGGACACUACAACGACCUAGCGACGCUCCUCCUUACUACCAAUGAUGAUGCUGUACGCAACAUCUUCUCCACCAACACUCCCAGUGAAUACCGCGUAUUUUCCCUAGUCAUUUUCUUUCUACUUUAUUGCAUAUUGGGACUCUUCACGUUCGGCAUUGCAGUUCCCUCCGGUCUCUUCCUCCCUAUCAUCCUCAUAGGCUCAGCUUACGGCCGGUUGCUUGGUAUGGCAAUGGGGCCCUAUACAACCAUUGACCAAGGUCUAUAUGCUGUUUUAGGUGCGGCUUCCUUGAUGGCAGGCUCAAUGAGGAUGACAGUUUCCCUUUGUGUAAUAUUUCUUGAGUUAACCAACAAUCUUCUUUUGCUCCCCAUAACAAUGUUAGUCCUUCUAAUAUCCAAAAGUGUUGGGGACUGCUUCAAUCCAAGCAUCUAUGAGAUCAUAUUAGAUCUUAAAGGGUUACCUUUCUUGGAAGCCCACCCUGAGCCAUGGAUGAGAAAUAUAACUGUUGGUGAACUAGCGGACGUGAAGCCUCCAGUAGUCACCCUCUGUGGAAUUGAGAAAGUGAGCAACAUAGUGGAUGUUUUGAGAAACACGAGCCACAAUGCUUUUGCUGUUGUAGACAAUCAAGUGGUGCCGGCAGUGGGUCAGGUAAGUGAAGUGCAUGGACUUGUUUUAAGAGCUCACCUUUUACUAGUGCUAAAGAAGAAAUGGUUCCUGCAAGAGAGGAGGAGAACAGAGGAGUGGGAAGUUCGAGAAAAAUUUACGUGGGUUGAUGUGGCGGAAAGGUGGGGAACGAUUGAGGAUGUGGCGGUCACAAAAGAAGAAAUGGAAAUGUAUGUGGAUUUGCAUCCACUUACCAACACCACUCCGUAUACAGUGGUGGAGACCAUGUCUGUUGCCAAGGCUUUGGUGCAAUUCAGGCAGGUGGGACUCCGCCACAUGCUCAUCUUACCAAAGUACCAUGGCCCUACAGUGCCGCCGGUGGUUGGAAUCUUGACGAGGCAGGACUUGAGAGCCCAUAACAUUUUGAGUGCAUUUCCUCAUCUGGAAAGAUCCCAUGCAAGUAAAAAGGGACGCUGAAUCUCCAUGCAAAAGGCAAAUGGCAAUGGCAAUGGCAAUGGCAAAUGAAUUGAAAUCUCCAUGUACGUACUCUAUUAUUUCCAUUUUUGAAAUUCUUUUAUGAAAUUUAAAGAAGAUGGAUGAUUAAGACAAUAAUGUAAGACGACGUCUGGAUUAAAAGAUUGCAUUUUGAUACAUAAAUUAUAAAGGCGGUUAUUUAAUUUUGUAACAU
This is a messenger RNA of Cynara cardunculus var. scolymus (artichoke), 2617 nucleotides long. Its product is annotated as chloride channel protein CLC-b-like. The record is from RefSeq and is a predicted model, not a curated record. Gene Ontology annotation, biological process: transmembrane transport; chloride transport. Gene Ontology annotation, cellular component: plant-type vacuole membrane; intracellular membrane-bounded organelle. NCBI's taxonomy places the organism in Eukaryota, Viridiplantae, Streptophyta, Magnoliopsida, Asterales, Asteraceae. The transcript is spliced from 6 exons. Bases 55 to 2406 code for a protein of 783 amino acids. Gene Ontology annotation, molecular function: voltage-gated chloride channel activity; nitrate:proton symporter activity.